Messenger RNA from Momordica charantia (bitter melon), 524 nucleotides. NCBI's taxonomy places the organism in Eukaryota, Viridiplantae, Streptophyta, Magnoliopsida, Cucurbitales, Cucurbitaceae. The record is from RefSeq and is a predicted model, not a curated record.
GAGGCGCUUGUUUCAGCGCCCGGGUGGAUGCCGUGGAGCGGGGAUUUCGCCUUGAAGACGCUCUACUACGGGGAGUUUGAGAACUCGGGGGUGGGGGCGAAGUCGUCGGAAAGAGUCGGGUGGAGUAGCCAGAUUCCAGCACAGCAUGUUUUCAGUUACUCUGUUGAGAAUUUCAUUCAGGGAGAUGAAUGGAUUCCUUCAUCACGGUCUGCUGAUGAACCACCAAAAAUGUUGGACAGAAAAACCAAAAUUGUGAAAUUAGAUUAGAUUUACAGAUUGCUCUUUGUAAUUACAGAGUUGUCUGUCGAACUGAAAAUUAUUAGUCAACACAUAAAACUACCCAAAUUAAAUACUCCACAUCUUCUUCUUACCAAAUUUGGGUGAUAUUAUCAUAUAUUGUAGGAUUGGGGAGUAACUUUUGGUUGAAAAAUAUGCAUAAAUUGAUUCAAAUGCUCUCGCGUGCUCCGACCAACAAGUCAGAGGUUCUUGGUGAUAGUUAAAAACGAAAAUACUAUUUUUGUUCC